This is a messenger RNA of Ilex paraguariensis (yerba mate), 378 nucleotides long. NCBI's taxonomy places the organism in Eukaryota, Viridiplantae, Streptophyta, Magnoliopsida, Aquifoliales, Aquifoliaceae. The record is from the annotation of a GenBank genome assembly.
GACUACAUAAAAACCUAGGGUGCAAUUUGAAAGACCUUUAUUAUAUAUACCCUAAUAAUAGUGACCACUGUUUCCAACUGCAUGUUUCUAUCUUUUGCUAUUUCUCGGUAAGGGCAAUAUGAAACUACGUGAAUUAUGGUGGAAUGGUGUGGACAGGUGACAAAGAGAAUAACUCCAGACACUGGCACAUGGAAGAAUUGGAAUUGGAGAUCAGAGGGCGACCUGAUGUUGAACGGAGCGUACUUCACACCAUCUGGGCGUGGGGCUGGGGCCAGCUAUGCCAGGGCCUCAAGCUUAGGAGCCAAGUCCUCUUCCAUGGUUGGCUCUAUCACUUCUAGUGCCGGUGUUCUCUCCUGUCGCAGGGGCUCGCGCUGUUGA